UCCACGUCCUACGGAGGCACCCGGACGCCCGACAGCAGCUCCACGGAUGUAUCUCGACCUUCCGACCUGCGGACCGGACCAGCUACUCGAGCUGGGUCGGGCUUGACCCCAUCAUUAGAUCCCAGCUCACGUCCUCUUGCCAGCCGUCCGGCUAACAGGGACCGGAUACCUCCGCCUCCGCCCAAGAGUCAUCAUGGAAAACGGAUCGCCCCUAGCCCUGGCGUCACACCCUCGCUCACCCAGACCACCCCUGGCAAGGCGACCAACCGCUUCUCUUUCCAUGGCUCCCCAUCUGAGCCAUCCUACUCCCCCCGGCCACCUCAAUCGGGGUCCGACUAUUUCUCCGCUAAGCCCAAAGACGAGCCGCCGUCGACCGAGCAGUCGACAGAGUCCCUCCGGCGGAGUCAAUCGCAGCAUAAGCGGCCCCCAACUCCGCCGCUGAGUCGACGGCACAGUCAGAUGAGACGGUCGAAGACCACCAUGUCCAAAGUCAACCCAUUACGGUUAUCCAUCCAUGUAGCACAGGCCUCGAGCGCGGCAUCGUCGUCAUCAUCGCCGCCACCUAGUCCAAGUGGCUGGUCCCUGAACCCAGCACGAACUCGGGAGUCCCGUACGGGCAGUACCCCGUCCGAGGAGCCCAUGCAUACUGCAACUUCAACCCUGCGUCCGGAGCCCUCUGCAGCCGCACCGGUGUCGCCCACAGAAACGUCACAGUCGACGUCAACAGGAUCGUCGACGAAGCGGACCUCACUUUACAACCCCCUCCCCCCGCCUCCGCCGCCGCGACGCUCUCGCGGAUCGAGCAACCACAGCAUUGACAGCAGUGGCCAGAGUCUCCGAUCGGGCAAACCAGCCGACGAGACAACGGCGGCGCCGGCAGCGCCAGCAGCGCAGGACGAGUUCGUCCCGCAUCCAUCAAACGCCCAUGAUAUCCUGGCCGAUUUGAGCCGGUUACAGAAAGAAGUAGACGAUUUGCGCGGGCAUUACGAGAGCCGAAAGGCCAGCCAAUAG
Molecule: messenger RNA, 1011 nt
Organism: Aspergillus niger
Lineage: Eukaryota; Fungi; Ascomycota; Eurotiomycetes; Eurotiales; Aspergillaceae
Exons: 1
Source: RefSeq, a predicted model, not a curated record